GCGAGAGAUAGCAUGCUGUAUAUAAAGCCCAUAUUAUCACAGACCUCAGGAGUUCGAUCUCUCACAUAAAACGGCGGGUUACCCUCUCUCCUCGCCUUUUAUUUCGCACCCUCGCCUUUGCCCAUACACCGUAGGCCGAAAGAUACUCUAAUCUGGAGAGAGAGAGAGAGAGGGAGAAAACAAAAGAAAAAGACGGUAACACCCCUCAACAACACAAAAGCAAGCGGUUUCUCCGUCCAAAAAACGAAAAAAACCGCUCACCGUGGAUGUCAAGCGGGGGCGCCACCACCACGUCCUCCUGCAACGGUUGCCCGAGCCCACGCCGCCGCCGCGUGGCCGACUACGCCGACGCCGAGAAAGGGGUCGACUACUACAUUCUCAACGGAAUCGACGACGGCGACGGGGGAGGAGGAUUCGACAACUCAUCCGCCGCAGCCGCUGUACACAGCGGCGUGUACCACCACCACCAGAUGAUCCGAAUGCUGCGAAAGCGGGGGCCCUGCGCGGUUGACCAGUGUUUGAUAUCGGGCAAAAGGAAUUUUGGACGGACGGUUCUGUGUGCGCUUAUUGUGAUGGUGGUGGUCUCGGUGUUUGUUAAGGUUUCGUUCAUGGCGGGUUGCAAUAAUAAUGUAGAGAGAGAGGAUAACGGGGAGAGGAGAGAGAGUAACGGGUUGUUGAUUCUCCAUACUAUUACCGAUGAUUUUGCUUACAGGGCCGUUCCCGAAUUCGAGCGUCCGUCUAGUUCUGCCAUGCCCAAGCGAUUGCUGGAGAAAUACCCGACACCGGAAAUAUGGAUGAAACCAAACAGUGAUAGCCUUUACCAGUGCAUUGUUCGGCCAAGGAGUCAAAUCAGGGCGAGCUCUGCAACAAAUGGUUAUAUUUUAGUUCAUGCCAAUGGUGGAUUGAAUCAAAUGAGAACAGGAAUAUGUGAUAUGGUUGCUGUGGCAAAGAUCAUGAAUGCCACUUUGGUCCUUCCUUCUCUUGAUCAUAAGUCCUUUUGGACAGAUCCAAGUGAUUUUAAGGACAUUUUCGAUUGGAGGCACUUCAUUAAAGUUUUGAAAGACGAUAUCGACAUAGUCGAAUCCUUGCCACCAAGCCAUGCGACAAUCAAGCCUGUUUCUAAGGCACCCAUUUCCUGGUCUAAGGCUAGUUACUACAGAGGAGACAUGGUUCAGCUGUUGAAAAAGCACAAGGUGAUCAAGUUUACGCAUACUGAUUCACGGCUUGCUAAUAAUGGCCUCGCGAGUUCUAUACAAAAGCUUAGGUGUCGAGCUAAUUACAAGGCGCUACGAUACACCGAAGAGAUUGAGGAGCUUGGGCGCACGCUCGUGGAUAGGCUUAGGAAAAACAGUGAGCCGUAUGUCGCCCUCCAUUUAAGGUAUGAGAAAGAUAUGCUUGCAUUCACCGGCUGCAGCCACAACCUAACUGCAGAAGACGCUGGGAACCUUCGUACUAUGAGGUACAAUGUCAAGCAUUGGAAAGAAAAGGAGAUAGACAGCAAAGCAAGGCGGCUCGAAGGGGGAUGCCCUAUGUCCCCAAGGGAGGCAGCCUUAUUCCUCAAGGCCAUGGGGUACCCUUCAACCACCACCAUAUACAUAGUCGCUGGGGAAAUUUAUGGCGGUAGCAGCAUGAACGCAUUCCGUUCUGAAUUCCCAAACGUUUUCUCUCAUUCGACUCUUGCAACCAGAGAAGAGCUGGAGCUUUUUAAGCAGUUUCAGAAUCGUCUUGCCGCCUUGGACUACAUUGUAGCAUUGGAAAGUGACGUGUUUGUUUACACCUACGAUGGGAAUAUGGCGAAGGCGGUGCAAGGGCACCGGAGGUUUGAAGGGUUUCGAAAGACUAUUAACCCUGACAGGGAGAAUUUUGUGAGAUUGAUUGAUCGAUUGGAUGAGGGUGCAAUUUCUUGGGAAAAGUUCUCAUCAAAUGUUAAGAGACUGCACUCUGAUAGACUUGGAGCACCGUAUUUUAGAUUGCCAGGAGAAUCAACAAAGCUGGAGGAAAACUUUUAUGCAAACCCUUACCCUGGUUGUGUUUGCAACAGAUCUCAGGAGCACAUAAGCAGCCUCGGACUCGAUCGGAGACCGAAUCUAAAGGCAUCUGCACAAAGAUAGGGUUUUUAGUUUUUUUCUUAGGUAGAAAUACAUAUUGGCUUCCCCUUGUAAAGUGCAUGAAACCCAUUGCUUCAAAGCCAGCUAACAUGGGUUUUUUUUCAUAAGGAAUGGCACCGUGCCGGUUGCGUUCGGUUAUGCUUUGCAGAAUCAGUUCUUAGAAUACUUUUCUUAAACUAGUUUUCGAAACAAAAAUGCUCGUCGUUUCCAUUUGUGCUUAUUUUCUGAGGCAAAAAAACGCGGUAUUUUCCUCAAAAGUCCUCCAAAAAAAACCCGAGAAAAGUAUUCUACACGAAGCGAUUCUGAAAAAAGCGAUUGAACAGUCCUGCCUUUUUUUCCAAGCUGAGCUUUAGAGACUUUUUUUUCCAGAUGCAAGUUUCAGUAUUUUUGUGUAGAGAAAGGGUUUGUAUGGGGAAGCAGAGAAGGUAUAGAAUUAUUGAUUAUAUAUGUGCACAGGAUCAAAGUUCUCAAUUAAUUCAUUAUUCCAUUCUCUUUU
Messenger RNA from Rhododendron vialii, 2604 nucleotides. Its product is annotated as O-fucosyltransferase 19-like. NCBI's taxonomy places the organism in Eukaryota, Viridiplantae, Streptophyta, Magnoliopsida, Ericales, Ericaceae. Gene Ontology annotation, cellular component: cytoplasm. The transcript is spliced from 8 exons. Bases 267 to 2111 code for a protein of 614 amino acids. The record is from RefSeq and is a predicted model, not a curated record.